AUGGCUUCGCUUCUGAUCGAACAACUUUCGACCAAAUCGGCAGUGGAUGAUGCGAUUCGCAGCACCGAGGACCGUGUAUUGGUGCUGCGAUUUGGUCGAGCCUCGGACUCUGUUUGUCUUCUUCAUGAUGAUAUCAUGGCCAGGUGCGAGCGCGAGCUGUUCAAGAUGGCGCGAGUAUGUAUUGUGGAGGCGGAGAAAAUGCCUAUUUACUGCCAGUAUUUUGACAUUACAAUCAUACCCGCCACUAUUUUCUUUUUUAACGGGCAACACAUGAAAGUUGACUACGGUACACCAGACCAUACCAAAUUUAUUGGUUCAUUCCAAACUAAGCAAGAUUUUAUUGACCUUGUUGAGGUUAUCUAUCGGGGUGCAAAACACGGCAAGUCUAUUGUGAGUUGUCCAAUUGAAAGGUCGCAUAUCCCGCAUUAUCAUCUCAUUUACAAGGAUAUUUAG
Plasmopara halstedii is the source of this 453-nucleotide messenger RNA. Its product is annotated as thioredoxin-like protein 4b. Gene Ontology annotation, biological process: mRNA splicing, via spliceosome. Lineage: Eukaryota; Oomycota; Peronosporomycetes; Peronosporales; Peronosporaceae. The transcript is spliced from 4 exons. The coding region runs from base 1 to 453 and encodes 150 amino acids. Gene Ontology annotation, cellular component: U5 snRNP; U4/U6 x U5 tri-snRNP complex; spliceosomal complex. The record is from RefSeq and is a predicted model, not a curated record.